CAGAUCUUAACACGACAAUGGAGUCGUUGCUGCUCGCAUGCCAGACUCGUGCCCAAGUCGAAGACGUCCUCGAGAAGGCGUUUGAUGGGCUUCUCUAUUCCAAGAACAUCGGGGGGGUCACAAAGGAUAAAGCUCAGGAACAGCUGCAGGACGUGGUGGCAGCUGCAUUGACGCCAGAGUCUUCGUCCGCACUACAGAACGUCCUGCAUGAAGUCACACGCAACUCCCAGUUGCAUCAAUUGUUGGUGGACAUCCUGAGUCCCAAACGACGUCAGAUUUGGAGACAAAUUGCAACGACGACAACGUGCUUCCCCUCACUGCCACACCACGUAGACCUCAAUUGGUACGUCGACGUGCCCGUAGCUUCCGACGCACCCAUCGCUCGCCGUGAGCCAAUUGCAAGUGUUGAGAUUGCUAUUCAAGCCACUCCCACUCGCACCACGAUGUUUCCACCUUUGCGGCACAUAACAUUCCAGGUUGAUCGAGACGGAGUCGAGAAAGUCGUGUCAGAGCUGCAUAAAAUCCGCGAUCAAUUGCAACGGCUUGAGACGUCCACGAGAUUGGCACCUCCUGAGGAGCCCGAUGACGACGAGUUCCCAGCCCGGGCGAACACUACAUGCCCAAGCGCCGUGCAGUGCAUCUGCAGUAGUCGCUUGUCCAUCCAUGAUUAAUUUGAAGGCCCAGAGACUUCGCUGCACCGUGAAAGUUUGGGAACGGUCACGGAACAUGAACAUCAUGUGGGCGCCCUGGGCGAGACCGAGCGAAGUCCAUUCACGUUCGAGUUGGAAAAAUCAAAUCCAUCUUGCCGCAGGGGAUCUGCAUCACCGCUCGAAAUCAAUAGGGAAAUAGGAACGUGUGUCGAGUCACCAACAACGACGACAGGUGCGGGGUCGACUUGGGUUACGUUUCAUUCGUUCUGGAUUCGCUAGUCGUCGGCAUCGUAGCCACGGUUCAGGCCCUGUUGAAUGCUAGACCUCUUGUCC
Molecule: messenger RNA, 983 nt
Organism: Aphanomyces invadans
Lineage: Eukaryota; Oomycota; Saprolegniomycetes; Saprolegniales; Verrucalvaceae
Exons: 2
Coding region: 18-671 (217 amino acids)
Source: RefSeq, a predicted model, not a curated record